This is a messenger RNA of Polistes canadensis, 1867 nucleotides long. RefSeq names its product CAAX prenyl protease 1 homolog. Gene Ontology annotation, molecular function: metalloendopeptidase activity. Gene Ontology annotation, biological process: CAAX-box protein processing. The record is from RefSeq and is a predicted model, not a curated record. Gene Ontology annotation, cellular component: endoplasmic reticulum membrane. NCBI's taxonomy places the organism in Eukaryota, Metazoa, Arthropoda, Insecta, Hymenoptera, Vespidae. The transcript has 6 exons. The coding region runs from base 1 to 1332 and encodes 443 amino acids.
AUGUCCAGCCUCAUGGCUUUUUUUGAAGAAAAUAUCCGUUAUGAGUUAUUAUUUUUAACAUGGGCUCUAUACUUUUGGGAACUCUAUCUGAAUUUGCGUCAGAGAAAAUUGUUACAACGAUUAGUCAACAUACCUGGGAAUGUAAAAGAUAUUAUGACCAAGGAUGUGUACGACAAAGCACGUCUUUAUGCUUUGGAUAGAAACAAUUACAAUUUAGUUCAAAAUUUAUAUUCCCAAUGUUUUAAUUCUAUACUUCUAUUAUUCUUUGCGUUUUAUUACUAUUGGGAAUGGAGUAUCCAGUUAGCAAAAUACUUUGGUCUUGAUCACGGAAACGAAAUAGUUGUCAGCGCUGUAUGUGUAUUUCUUAAAAUUAUCAUUUCUGAAAUUAUUGAUUUACCUUUAAGUAUAUAUGACACAUUUGUAUUGGAAGAGAAGCACGGAUUUAACAAACAGAAACCAUUAUUCUUUGUAAAAGAUCAAUUGCUAAAAGUGCUUGUAUUAGAAAUAAUUGUGGUACCUCUUAUGUCUGGAGUAAUAUGGAUUGUUAUGAAUGGUGGUGAUUACUUCUUCUUUUAUUUAUGGGCAUUUUCUGUCAUUGUAACUUUAUUUAUGAUGAUCAUAUAUCCGGAAGUAAUAGCACCACUGUUCGAUAAGUAUACUCCUUUGCCAGAAGGAGAUUUAAAGCAAAAGAUUGAAGCACUUGCUGCUUCUCUAAAGUUUCCUUUGUACAAGCUAUAUCUUGUCGAGGGAUCCAAAAGGUCUUCGCAUAGUAACGCUUAUUUGUAUGGUUUUUAUAAACACAAAAGAAUUGUGUUAUUUGAUACUCUUGUGAAAGAAUAUUACAAACCAGAUAAAGAUGAUGCUAAUAAAGAUAUUGGUUGCGAGACAGACGAGGUAUUGGGUGUACUUGCUCACGAGUUGGCUCAUUGGAAGUAUAAUCAUACUUUAAAAGGAUUUUUAUUAUCACAGAUCAAUUUCGUCAUAACAUUUGUAGCAUUUGCUAAAUUAAUGGAUUAUACGCCAAUGUUCGUUGGAUUUGGUUUUGAGAAUUCACAACCAAUCCUCAUUGGAUUUAUCAUUGUGACCAAAUAUAUUUUGUUCCCACUCAAUACGAUAAUGCAAUUUAUAUCAAUGGUUAUUAUGAGAAGAUUUGAAUUUCAAGCGGAUAAAAUGGCUGUUGAAUUAGGAUAUAGCGAACCAUUGAAGAAUGGAUUGAUUAAACUACAGAAAGAUAAUCUAAGUUAUCCUUUAUAUGAUAAAUUGUAUUCUGCUUGGAAUCAUAGUCAUCCACCUAUUCUUGAGCGACUUAGUGCUAUAGAUAAGGAAGAUUAAUAUUAAAAAGAUAAAAUUUAACAGAUGAAGAGUAGAAGUGAAUUUUAUUCAACUGGUAAUUAUGAAAAAGGUGACUAAUAGUAUAUACCUUAUACUGUAUACGUGUGAUUAUAAAUAUACUACAAAUGCUUCCUUUUAAUUAAAAAGUAAAUGAAAAGUAUUGUAUUUGUAGUAAGAUUAGUUUCUGUUAAAGACAAUUUUUUAAAGAAUCAUUAUCGCCAUACUAUUCAAAGUCUACAAAUUAAUAAGUUGCAUUUAGAAACGUAUUUAAAAAGUUAUUGUCAUUAAUAGAAGGUACACAUCUUCAUUGUAUAUUAUAUAAUUAAUCUGAUAUUAUGUUAUACAGCAUAUACACUAUAUAUACAUUUUGUAAGUUUAUCGCACAAGUGAUUUAUCUUUUACAAAAUUUGUGUGUAUAUAGGUGUAUGUACUUCUUUAGAUAAGUACUUAUGUUUUUCAUGUGUUUUGUCAUUUUUUUAAAUUUAUAAGAUACAAAUGAAAACUUUUUAAUAAAAUGUGAAAUAUAAACGGAUUU